UGCGGAUUGCUGUUUUUGUUGGGCCCAUCCUUCAGCCGAGCGCAGGGUGCUGCAGUCUUAGCGAUUCGGCGCUUACGCUUUAACGCCCGAAGAGCUCGGUUUUUAAAAAUACAUAUAUAUAUAUAUUUAUUUUUUGUUUUUGUUAAUGGCUCAGCAAUGCAGAGCGGUGGCGUUGAUACAAAUACGAAUGUAGGACUGGUGCGGCAAAUUUUAACUCUUAGUUUAGCCCCAAGAGAAAAUGGCACCUUAUGCUCCAACGAAACGGCGCUGUGUGAGUUCUCGGAGAUGUGGUACGGUGUCUUCCUGUGGGCUGUGGUCUCGUCCCUGGUCAUCCACCUGCCGGCAGGGCUGCUGGCCCUCUACACGCUCCGACAGCACAAGUACGGCAGGUUCAUGUCGGUGUCCAUACUGCUGAUGAGUAUCAUCGGGCCAGUUUUCGGAGGAAGCCUAACCAGUGCCGCGAUUGCCGGGGUCUACAGAGCAGCGGGGAAAGGAAUGAUCUCUUUGGAAGCUCUCAUUCUAGGUGUCGGACAGUCCUUUUGUGUCCUGGUUAUUUCAUUCUUGCGGAUUUUGGCAACGCUAUAGCAUUUGUCUGUGCAAUUAAUCGCAGGUGAAGAUAGGUUGCACACAAGUCUUAAGAUGUCCAGUUCUAUGAGAACUAAGGGGCUCGCCCUUUUAAAAAGCAGCCUUGCAGACAUCCAGUGCAGUUGCAUUAGCCCAAUAAGAGGCCUUCUUCUAAGCCAGAGGGCACCUUUGUUUUUAAUGGCAAAGCUAUGCUGGGCAGCUCCCUCUUUUAGGUUUAGAUUUGUUUAUUUUUUUUAAUUUUCAGUAAAUGGGCAACUAACACAUCUGUUUAAAGGACUGCUUGCACUUCAAAAUACAGCCUCUUCAAUCCAAGUGGAUACCUCAUUGCCAGCAAGCGUUCCGAAAGGCUUAAUACCGACCAGCAUAACCGGUCCACAUUUUUUUUUGUGGCACUGCUUAUCAAACUUGGGAAGGUGUUGCUCUUCUGCAGUAUUGGCCUCAUAGAACUUCAACAUGCAACUAAGAGAAUGGCUGAAAAGAGACUUCAGUGUGUCUUGAAGCAGCGGAAAUACUUCAGUGGUGACUAUUUGCUAAAGAGGGCUGCUAGUAGCAGAAGCUGUGUGUGGUUUUAGUCUUUCCAGACCUAUAGAUUGACUAGGGCUACAUGGUUCAACGUGUCCCAGCAUGAUACAGUACACAUUGUCAUUCCUGUUCACAAAAAUAAAUAGCGACUUCAGUACAAAGUUGUUGCUAUUGUUCCCCAAGAGGCAGGGCUUCAACUUUUCCCACAGUGACCGCUUUGUAAUGCAGUAGUCAGGAACCACCCGCAGGAGGGUAAGCUACCCUUGCCUUGGUUCUCUUCCACUUGUGCUGAUAAUUAAGCAAUAACUUGAGGUCUCACUAAAUGGGACAAGUGCUGUGGACUGGUCCAGGGUUUUACUAAAUAGUCAGCUAUGUGAACAUCAUCAUUUUAUGAUUCAGAGUUGUAUGGGUGUUUUUGCAAAAUAGCUUUUGGAGUACCAAUGACAGUGAAUGAGAGAGAGAUUCCACCUGUCCUGUAUUAUACAUUGCCUUUUACACAAGACCCAUUUGCUGUCAUAUAGCUCUACAACUAGGAGCCUACGGACAAAGAUUUAUGCCUUUCAAGGUUUUUCUGAAAGAUAAAGUGGAGUUAAAUGUUUUGUGAAUUUGGUUUAGUGUAACAGCAAUUCAAAAACAACCUGAUUGUAAAAUAUCUACAACCGGGACUUUGUCAGAAUCAUAAUGGAAAUAGAUUGGAGUUUUUUAGCUUUUUUUCUUAUGCUAAAAGUUUUGGUUGUAAGGAGCUGUAACAGCAGGGAAGCUGUGUUCAGCUGAACACCUUUCCUGGUUACUGCAAGCUGGUAAAACCAAAUGCAGUCGUUUCCAGGACCUACCCAAUCAAAUGCUAGCUUUGAACACCAGUUAUAUUUCACUAAAUGGUGUGUUUUUUUUUUAAUUUAUGGCAAUCAAAAUCAAACAUAGCUGUUGAUCAAGAAACAAACUGUUCUCGUUGAGCCCUUCUUUCUGACAAAAGACGGAGACUUCCUUUUAAAUGAAUGUAAUGGAAAGGCUUUGUAAUGAUUUUAUGUUGCUGUGUAAUUCCUGUUUCUGACAUUGCAUUCCCUAAUCUGAAGAACAUGCCUGUUAAUAAUGAAUCCCUGAGACGCAGAAUCGUGUUAAACCGUAAAUCUGGUACAAAUGAAGCUACUUUGCCUGUAGCUGUUACAACUGCAGAAGGGUUCAUAUGAUUCCUAAAAUGCAACUGGGAACAUUUUUUAAAGCACUGAAGAUACACUGAGCCCAUUGUUUUAAUUGCAGGUGCAUAAAUCUGACCAACAUCCACCCUUAGGGGGUGAAUCUCUGUUCGCUCGUGGACAAAAAUAAAACCCUGGCAUGAUUACUCUACUGUGCUUGAGUGACCAGAGAACAAUCAGACUGCAUUGGAGUACCAAAAGAUGAAAAACUAGUUUUGAAACAAAUUCCAUGCUGAACAUUUAGUCUGCCUCUUGAGGUGUAGGCUGUUGGAGGCAGUGUGUUAACAAGCCAGUUUGUUUCUGAAGUGACUAUAUUGCAGUGCCCAUAUUCUUCUAUGCUCUAAUUUGCCAGUGGCCUGCUUUUUUCCCUUUUUUUUAUUUUUAAAUAUAUUGAAGAAAUUCUGUAUUUUAACACUGUUGUGAUAUCCUUGACUUUGGGGGAGGGGGUUAUGGCAGAUUCUUUUUUUUAUUUUAACACACUAAGUGCCAAUUGUUUCUGUUAACACUUAUUAAAUAACAUUUGAAUAAUAA
Messenger RNA from Polyodon spathula (Mississippi paddlefish), 2831 nucleotides. Its product is annotated as transmembrane protein 170A-like. The coding region runs from base 157 to 585 and encodes 142 amino acids. The record is from RefSeq and is a predicted model, not a curated record. The transcript is spliced from 3 exons. NCBI's taxonomy places the organism in Eukaryota, Metazoa, Chordata, Actinopteri, Acipenseriformes, Polyodontidae. Gene Ontology annotation, biological process: endoplasmic reticulum tubular network organization. Gene Ontology annotation, cellular component: endoplasmic reticulum membrane.